ACACAAUUCAUGUUUGUAUUUACAUCAUGUAAUGUAGUGCUCAGCAGAAAGUAUAUUUAUUGGCGAAUUGUAGCAAGCUUUUCCCCCAAUGGUUCCGUUAGCUAGCAAAUUAUUUAUGUGGGAAAUCAAGUCCAGUCUGCUGUAGAACUCGACGCUGCGUAAAACGGAAACUCGAUGUAGUGAACCGGACUGUAGCGUAACUUUUACAAAAUCGGUAUCCCUUCUAGCCAUCACCACCAGUUCAUUCUCUGUAUGUUCUUUAGGUGGAAAUCAGCAACUCGGCGUCACUUCCUGAAAGAUGUGGAAAUUGCGCCUCUCUGUGGUGAAAAUAUAUAGUACCAGAAGUUAAAUAUGCCUUCGACGGCGUCCUCCGAGGAUCAAAUAUUUUUCAUACCGGAUGAAAGGAAAAAUCGCGUUUGUUGGUCGAGAACGAGGCGAGCAGAAGUCUGGGCGAAGACGAGCUAGUUAGCUGACUGUCUGCUUGGGAGAUGGAGGAGCAGGAGAGAGCUAUGGAAGAGGAUGCUCUGGACUCAAAGCCUCCACUGACCACUGAAGAGGAUGAGCCCAAGCAUACAGACCUCCACUGGUCUCAUAUCACUGAAACACAACAGGAGCCCAGUGAACCUGAAGAGAAAGAGAAGAAGCCACAGUCCUCAGAGCUCCUUGUCAUCAACAGCCUAGCUCCUCUAGACAGCUGGGAACCAGUCCACACUGAAAUCAAACCUGAGGAACUGACAAAGACAGAAAUGCUGAUACUGUCACAGACAGAGAAUCAGGCAACGAUACAGACACAGGACCAGACACAGACAUUAUCACAGACAGAUGAGUUUAUCAUAGUUGAUCAGAAUGGACAGCCCCUACAAUGUGAACGCAUGGUGCUAGUGACCAGUCAGUCAGACAACGGAGAGAUGUAUGUUAUCCCCUCUAAUCAGCUAGGAGGGGCUCAGGUGUUACUUCCUAGAGGACACCUACUGGACAUCAUAGACCCUACAGGAUCCUGCGGGGAGGAAGAGCUUCACUCCGUCCCGUUAACGGCUGUUACGGAUGACAGAGGCGGUUUGACUACAGUAUCAACGGCUGUAACGGAUGACAGCGGCAGUUUGACUACAGUCUCAUCGGCUGUUACGGAUGACAGGGGCAGUUUGACUACAGUCACAUCGGCUGUUACGGAUGACAGGGGCAGUUUGACUACAGUCUCAUCGGCUGUUACGGAUGACAGCGGCGGUUUGACUACAGUCACAUCGGCUGUUACGGAUGACAGGGGCAGUUUGACUACAGUAUCAACGGCUGUAACGGAUGACAGCGGCAGUUUGACAACAUCCACAUCGGCUGUUACGGAUGACAGAGGCGGUUUGACUACAGUCUCAUCGGCUGUUACGGAUGACAGGGGCAGUUUGACUACAGUCUCAUCGGCUGUUACGGAUGACAGCGGCAGUUUGACUACAGUCACAUCGGCUGUUACGGAUGACAGCGGCAGUUUGACAACAGUCUCAUCGGCUGUUACGGAUGACAGGGGCAGUUUGACAACAGUAUCAUCGGCUGUUACGGAUGACAGGGGCAGUUUGACUACAGUCUCAUCGGCUGUUACGGAUGACAGCGGCGGUUUGACUACAGUCUCAUCGGCUGUUACGGAUGACAGCGGCAGUUUGACAACAUCCACAUCGGCUGUUACGGAUGACAGGGGCAGUUUGACUACAGUAUCAUCGGCUGUUACGGAUGACAGCGGCAGUUUGACUACAUCCACAUCCACAUCGGCUGCAGCUAAGACCUCGGCACAGAGCUCUCAGGACUCUUUCACCUCUCUUCUGAAACCUCUCCCAUCCAACGCCCCGAACUGGGCCAUGAGGCUUCAUAAUGCUGAGAAGAUAGGCGACUCGUACCGUGGCUACUGUAACACCGACACGGAGCUGGAGACCGUCCUCCUGCUCCACAAGCAGCAGACCAACAGUGUGUUUGGGACACGCCAGUCCCCCUCGCCUGCCAAGCCUGCCAGCCGUCUGAUGUGGAAGUCACAAUACGUACCGUACGAUGGCGUCCCUUUUGUCAAUGCAGGCAGUAGAGCUAUAGUGAUGGAAUGUCAGUAUGGACCAAGGAGGAAAGGCCUCCAGCCCAAGAAGACUGCAGAGCAGAACAUCAGUCAGAGCAUUGAUUACAAAGCGACAUGCCCUGCCAGGAUCUACAUCAAGAAGGUGUGUAAGUUUCCCCAGCACCGGGUACCUACGGACCCUAAGGUAGACAAGAGGGUUGUUCGUCAGGAACAGGAGAAAGCCUUCUUCAACCUCCGGAAGACCCUGUGGGACGUGGGCGGAGUCCUGAGGUACUACAUGCAGCUCCCCACCCAGAAAGCUCACCUCUAUCAUGACACGGAAGCUCUCCUCCCGCCUCCUCCUCCAGACCUCCUCUUCCUCCCCAUGGAGGAGGAGGUGAAGCAGCAGGAGGAGGAGGAGAGGGGAUGUGUCUGUGAUGGAGGUGCGGAGGAUGGUGGAACCAUACCAUCUCGCCUCCACCCCAGGGUGGCAGAGAAGAUCAGGGAGUUGGUGGAGCAGGGAUAUCAUCAGGUGUACCAGGUCCGCAAACAGCUCAGGCGGUUUGUGGAGCGGGAGAUGUUUAGAUCAGAGGAGGUCCCAGAGAGACAUAACCUCUGCUACUUCCCAACCGUCAACGACAUAAAGAACCACAUCCACGAGGCCCAGAAGACCUUGCAGCAGGCUGGGGGGGUCACCACUGAUCUAACACAGUGGACUGAAGUGGACCCAAUGACUGAGACUGUGACUCUGACCCUCACGCCAGCCCCUGCUGAAGGUGCCUUCCAGAGAGUAGGAGUGUUGGAGGGGACGGACACGUUGUCUCCCGAGGCCGUACAACUCUUCAGCUCUCUCACCUCCCUGCAACCCAAGAUCUUUGCCCAGCUACAGGGUAUCCAGCUCCAACCAGACCUGUGUUCUUUUGACGGAGGUCUGUCUCAGUCAUCUACAGUCACUACAGACUUCCUGGGGCUGCCCAGCCCCUCACCCCCACAGCCUCUCCUGGUCAGCCCCACACAGUUCCUCCAGUCCAGCCCCUCUCUGGGGGAAGCUAUGACCCUAGCGGACACCUCAGUGGUUCUGAGCAUGGGUCAGGUGGUCCUGUUGUCAUCGUUAGGGGACGGCCAGGUGGUCGGCGUGUCAUCUCUAGGGGACGAGAGCGUGGGGACACACCAUAUACUGUUGGAGGACGGACAAACCAUCCCUUUUCAGAUAGUGGCUCCUGCUAAUAUUGCUCUGAACAGUCCAGAUGAGGCCAAGGAGGAGGACACUGUCAACCCUGUAGAUUGACACCAGGCCCUGCAGGGGUGUACCGUACUCCAGGGGUGUACUCCAGGGGUGUACUCCAGCCCUCACAGGGGUGUAUCUCAUUCCUCACAAGGGUGUACUUCAGCCCUCACGGGAGUGUACUUCAACCCUCACAGGAGUGUACUUCAACCCUCACAGGUGUGUACUUCAGCCCUCACAGGGGUGUACUUCAGCCCUCACAGGGGUGUACUUCAGCCCUCACAGGGGUGUACUUCAGCCCUCACAGGGGUGUACUUCAGCCCUCACAGGAGUGUACUUCAGCCCUCACAGGGGUGUACUUCAGCCCUCACAGGGGUGUACUUCAGCCCUCACAGGGGUGUACUUCAGCCCUCACAGGGGUGUAUUUCAGCCCUCACAGGGGUGUACUUCAGCCCUCACAGGGGUGUACCCCAUCUUCACCAUAUACUUAUUGUAAGAGCUGUUGGUUUUACCUCAGGACGGUCAUGUUUAUUGAUCACGUUUAUUGUACAAUUGACUGAAAGUGCAAUUUAUCCAGUGUUUUCUCCUGAUAUCAUCAUGAGGAACUUGUUUGCUAUCGCUUUAAAAUCAUGGAAUCCAACGAAUAUUGUAUAAUUACAGAUUUUAAAAAAGACAACUACGAGAACCCUGGAUGUAGUAACAAGAUAUCGUGUAUAUAUUAGUGCAUAGGAAAUGUAUUUUUAAUAGUAUUUCUAAACCUGUUGCAUCGUCUUCUGAAAUGAUCAUGUAAUUCAAUAAAGGUUUAUUUUAUUUGUUUAAAUUAAUUAAUUCCUUAAUUCAAUUGUUUUAAGUGGUUUACGGACUGUUCUAUUCAUUUGCCAAUAAAGAUCCAUUCAUUCUAGUGGGACUUUGUCACAACAAUUAAGAUUCAAUCAGAAGGACAGUAGUCAGAUUUGAAUGUAUUCCCAUAAAAUAAAUAAAAAGGUAAAAAUGGAA
This is a messenger RNA of Salvelinus fontinalis (brook trout), 4247 nucleotides long. RefSeq names its product calcium responsive transcription factor (gene carf). The coding region runs from base 489 to 3314 and encodes 941 amino acids. Gene Ontology annotation, biological process: regulation of transcription by RNA polymerase II. The record is from RefSeq and is a predicted model, not a curated record. NCBI's taxonomy places the organism in Eukaryota, Metazoa, Chordata, Actinopteri, Salmoniformes, Salmonidae. The transcript is spliced from 15 exons. Gene Ontology annotation, cellular component: nucleus. Gene Ontology annotation, molecular function: RNA polymerase II cis-regulatory region sequence-specific DNA binding; DNA-binding transcription factor activity, RNA polymerase II-specific.